CGUAGGAGAGAAAUGAUGUGAAUAACAGAGGGUUCCCGACACAAUAUGAUUAAAACAGCUGUUCAUUCAUCUCAUCUCGCUGCAAGAAUAGCGGGGAAGCUUCACGCGCUCCACGGUUUAUGAGAGGAAGCUCAAGGUUCCCGGUGCAACCAUGCCCGUCUCCCUGCUGUGGGCGGUGGACGUGUACGGCCGGGUCUACAGCCUGUCCACGGCGGGGCAGCUGUGGGAGCAGUGCCGUGACGCCCAGAUGGAGUUCAAGCGGGUGACUGCAGCUCAGCAGUGCUGCUGGGGCAUCGCCUGUGACAACAACAUCUACCUGAAUGUCCACGCUUCCGACCUGCCGGUCCGCUACCAGGAGGAAACCUACGAGAAUCAACGCUGGAAUCCCGUCGAUAGUUUCUCGGAACGUCUGUUGCCAAGCGACCGCUGGCAGUGGAGUGAUGUCACGGGUCUGCAACACCAACCUCUCGACAACUUCCUGCUUCCCUCCGGCAGCUGGGAGUGGGAGGGGGACUGGCAUGUGGAUGAAAACUUUGAAGGAGAGCCCACGGAGAAAAAGGGAUGGACCUAUGCCAUUGACUUUCCCGCCUACUACACCAAAGACAAGAAGUGGAACUCCUGUGUCCGUCGCAGGCGAUGGCUCCGCUACAGGACAUACAAAGCCAUGGACACCUGGGCUAAGAUUCCCUCACAGGAGACGACUCUACCAGAUCCUUUCAGCGACAUCAGCUGUGGAGGCUGGGAGAUCAACGAGGAGCCGAGAGGUCGUCUGUCACUGUGGGCCGUGUCCCUGCAGGGCAAGGUUUGGUUCAGAGAAGGAAUCUAUCACCUGAACCCUGAAGGCUCUUCGUGGGAGGAGGUGUCCCUCCCCGGGGAGGUGAUCCAGAUCAGUUGUGGCCCGGUGGACCUGAUCUGGGCGGUGCUGUGGGAGGGCCAGCUCAUUGUGAGGGAGGGCAUCAGCAGAGACUGCCCCAAAGGUACUUCCUGGGCGGAGGUGGACUCCCCCAGUCCUGAUGUGGGAGCCACACAUGUAGCCGUGGGGAUCAACGUUGUUUGGGCUUUGACCAAAGACAACAAGGUGUGGUUCAGGCGCGGCGUGAACUCCCACAACCCCUGUGGCUCCGGCUGGAUCGGCAUGAUCGGAGAAAUGACCAUGAUCAACGUAGGACUCAACGACCAGGUGUUUGCUAUCAGCUGUGAGGAUCGGGCGGUGUACUUACGACAAGGCGUGACCUCUAGUGAACUGAGCGGGAAAACCUGGAGGGCCGUCACCGUCCCCCGAGACGGAGACCGAUCCCACUCCAGUGCCAGCGCGAGCAGCCUGCAGAGUGCUGGAUGUUACUUCUGUGGUGAGGCGCGUGCUCAGUCAGCAGUGAGCGAUGUGGAAUCAGACACAGAGAGAGGAUCUACAGAUGGAGCCAGCCGCCCCGUCGCCUCCCCCCCCCCAGAAUCCUCUGUUGUUGCCCCCACAGACGAACCUGUCGAGACCCCCAAACCCCGCAUCCCCAAAGUGACCAGCGACAGCUUCAUCUCUGAACUCGUCUCUGACCGAGAACCAGGAAAGACCUCGAGAGAGGGCGGUCCUGCCGGUCCGGCUGUUCUGGAGGAGGACCCCGUCCCCGGAGAAGAAGAGGUCAAAGCCCCCAGCGCUAGUGUAGCUCUUUCCCCCAGCCAGUCUGGAGGUCCCCUCGUCCCCCAGUGGAGUAACGUGGAUCUGGAGGAGGUGCAGGCGCAGACUGUAGCAGCGGCGGACUCAGCUGACACCUGCAGCUUGUCAUCAGUGGCCACAUACACGCUGGCCAUGGAGGACCCGUAUGGGGCAGAUGAGCACCCUCUGUGGGCGUGGGUCAGUGGGGGCGGCUGCUCUGUGGACAGUCACUCCCAACUCAACUGGUUCAACUCUAUGAACGCUUCUUUGGUGCAGUCCGUCCAGUCCAUGAGUCUGUCUGUCACCCCGGCCCAGACGGCCGCCUGGAGGAGACAAAUCUUUGAUCAGCUCAAUGAGCGGACCAAAAGAGAGAUGGAUAAUUUCAGACAUUACGAACAAGCCGUAGAACAGUCUGUGUGGGUGAAGAAGGGAACCAUGCAGUGGUGGAGAGACUGGAAGCCACACAAGUGGAUAGACGUUCAUUUUGCCCUGGAGCAGUUCUCAGGACCGGAGGGCAACAAGGACGGCAUCCUCUUCAUCUAUUAUAACUUUUUUGAGGAGAAGAAGUACCUGCACGCCUUCAUCAACGAGGUCACCAUCCUGGUCCCUGUGCUGAAUGACUCCAAACACUCUUUUGCCAUCUACACUCCUGAGCGGACUAAACAAAGGUGGCCAAUCAGAUUGUCAGCAGCCACAGAGCUCGAGAUGCAAGAUUGGCUGGCGUUGUUGAGUGUCUCGUGCUGCGACUCCAGGGGGAUCCAGGGUCCGCCCUCCAAACAGGCCGUCUGGUCCAUCACCUGCAAAGGAGACAUCUUCGUCAGUGAGCCCUCCGCUAGUCUGGAGGCCAUGCCUUACCCCACACCCUGCGACCAGAUGUUCUGGCGGCAGGUGGGAGGUCACCUCCGUAUGGUGGAGUGCAACAGUGUAGGUAUAGUGUGGGGGAUUGGCUACGACCACACCGCCUGGGUCCACAGCGGGGGCUACGGAGGAGGCUUCUUCCAGGGACUGGCCAGCAGCACAGAUAACAUUCACACGCAGUCAGACGUGAAGAGUGUCUACAUCUAUGAGAACCAGAGGUGGAACCCUGUCACCGGAUACACCAACAGAGGGCUCCCUACAGACCGCUACAUGUGGAGCGACGCAUCAGGACUACAUGAGUGCACAAAAACAAAUAUGAAACCCCCCUCCCCUCAGUGGACAUGGGUGGCGGACUGGACCGUGGACUACAGUGUCUCCGGGGGGACGGACAGAGAAGGCUGGCAAUAUGCGGCGGAUUUUCCAGCGUCAUAUCAUGGCCAUAAAACGCUGAAGGACUUUGUGCGGCGCAGGCGAUGGGCCAGGAAGUGUAAAAUGACCACCACAGGGCCCUGGCAAGAGGUUCCUCCUAUAUCACUGAGCGAUGUGACCAUCCUGCCGUGUGCAGCUCGGAGCAGCGUGGACGUGGUUCCUGUGUGGGCGAUCAGCAACAAGGGAGACGUACUCUGUCGACUGGGAGUCACCGCACUGACGCCUGCUGGAUCCUCGUGGCUCCAUGUGGGAACCGACCAGCCUUUCAAGUCCAUCUCCAUCGGAGCUGCCAGCCAGGUUUGGGCCAUCGCCAAGGACGCGUCUGCCUUUCACAGAGGAUCUGUGUCUCCACAGAGCCCAGCAGGAGACUGCUGGUACCACAUCCCCUCCCCGGCCAAACAGAAGUUGAAGCAGGUGUCUGUUGGGAGGACAUCGGUCUACGCUGUGGAUGAAAACGGUAACCUGUGGUACCGUCAGGGUGUGACCCCCAGCUACCCUCAGGGCUCCUCCUGGGAACACAUCUCGAAUAAUGUACGCAAGGUCUCUGUGGGGCCGCUGGACCAGGUGUGGAUCAUAGCGGACAAGGUGCAGGGCAGCCAGAGUCUGAGCUGUGGAACCGUGUGCCAUCGCCUCGGAGUCCAACCUAUGGAGCCUAAAGGACAGACGUGGGACUACGGCAUUGGGGGUGGAUGGGACCACAUCACAGUGAGAGGGAACUGCAUGGAGCCGCCCCGCGUCCAUCUUCCCUCUCUGACAGCCCCCGCCUCUCAGAGCCCCCUCCCUGUCAGGAACACGGAGGUCAAUGGCAAUGCUGUGGGAUGCUAGACACACACACACACACACACACACACACACACACACACACACACACACACUGUACAUAGCCUUUCUAAACCAUAUUACCUUUCUAGUAACAUUUAGGAUGUAGUCUUUGUUUAAAAGUACUUCUACUUUUACCGCUGGAGUAGCAUCAAAGAUAACUUCACACUCUCGAGGACAAUCUUCUCGUCAGUGUAACACAAAGUUGUGACUUUUGGACUUUCAGAACAAUCUUAAAUGCUGAGCUUUUCUCUAAAGACAGUUUUUUGUCUUUUGAAGUGAAUGUUGUUAAUUUUUACUAAACUGUACGGGCAUUACUGUCUCACUUUGCUGUUUGUCUUUGGUCACUGACAUUGAACUUGAUGGUCUUAAUCCAAUUUCUCCUUAUUUAUUCAUCCAGCUGUCGAGUUUCUGCUGGUGUUUGAGGUUUCUGUGUAUAGAAGACGGGAAGGUGAUGUUUUUAUGAGGGAAAGAAUUUAAUGUACUUCAUUCCAUUACUUUAAAAAGAUAUCCGCCUGCAGGCAACAGUGUGACACGUGUUGCAACAGCCUGAUUCCUCUGGAAACAGAAGCUUUGAUAAGAGGGAUGGAGCAGGAGGGACCAUGGUGGAUGCAGCAGGCUUCACUGGCUGCUAAUCUGACUGACUGCAGAAAAACAUGCAGAAUCUGUGUGUUGCUUUCUGAAAGGACUUUUUGAAGCCAUAUGUGGGUUCAUUGCGCGCAACAAUCCUGCCAAUUGUUUGGAGCCAGAAAAUUCAAAUAAGGGUAACAGGAAGUGAGUUUGGACGAGAUCUGUAAAUCAAGGCAAGCACCCCAACACGUUAUUUUCUGUAAGCUUUAGUGUUUUAUUGGUGCAAGUAAGACUCUUUACUUCUUGUGGGGAAAAAUAUAAUAAUUUGCUUAAAUCUUUUUCAGAAGAUUUGAAGUUUUUCCCAUUGACUUCAAUGCAUUUGGAGUGUUUUUUGGAGCCUGUAUGUAGCAGCUGUAACACGACCUGCACCGGCUUCAUUUACCUGUGGUGGUUGCUGCUUGCCUUGUACCUAUAGUGGACUAAUGUUAUAUAAACAUUUCAAUUUUUUGUUUUCUAAAAAUGUUUUAUUGUUCUGUCGGUGUCAUGGAGUAUGUGCAAUGGUUAGCGUUAUAAAUAAGGGACAAGUGUGGACACGUUGUAAAAGUCUUGUGGUUGAAAUGCUAAAACUGAACCUUCCUCUUUCUCAGGAGAAUGUUUGCAUUUGUGUGCCGUCGUCUACUUCCUGUUGGUGGUAGAACGACUGAGCAAUGAGAAGAAAAUGUUUUAAAAACACUAUAUUUUUGUUAUAAAUCUGUAAAAUAUUAAUAUUAUACAAUAGUGGUUUCUGCAAUUGUAAUAUGUUACGGUGGAGUUGUGACAAAGUAUUUAAUUUAAAUAGUUUUCCUUUUUAAUAAAUAAUCGUAACCACACUGAAUUAUUAUUUCAGGCAUUAAUUUAUUUUAGCAUUUGCUUACAUUCCCCCCCCCCCCCUCAUAUCAUAAUGUACUGUCUGAAUACGAUGCAGCCUUUGGAGAGACUGAACGUGUACAGCGAUCUGUGAAGAGCAUACUGUGUUACUGUAGCGUGCACAUCAGUGCUGUUGACAUUGUGGAGUACAUUUCUCAAGUGUUGUGCAUGGUCAAAGUAACAGUGCUUGUCUGUUAAUAAAUAAAUGUGUUUAUUGAUAAUAACUCCC
This is a messenger RNA of Cottoperca gobio, 5459 nucleotides long. RefSeq names its product tectonin beta-propeller repeat containing 1a (gene tecpr1a). Gene Ontology annotation, cellular component: membrane. Lineage: Eukaryota; Metazoa; Chordata; Actinopteri; Perciformes; Bovichtidae. The record is from RefSeq and is a predicted model, not a curated record.